Messenger RNA from Cloeon dipterum, 422 nucleotides. Its product is annotated as Kazal peptide Pr13a-like. Lineage: Eukaryota; Metazoa; Arthropoda; Insecta; Ephemeroptera; Baetidae. Gene Ontology annotation, molecular function: protein binding. Bases 108 to 341 code for a protein of 77 amino acids. The transcript has 3 exons. The record is from RefSeq and is a predicted model, not a curated record.
AUCGCGUGAACCGGCACAAAGUUCGCGAAUAGGGGGGCAGCGAAGAAUAUAAAUAUGGAUCAGCUAAGCUCAAUCAAUAUUGUUGAGGAAGAUUUUGAAGCAGCAACAUGAAGUUCUUCGCCAUUUUCUUCGCCGUCUUGGCAUUCUUCGCCGUUUUCGCAUCGGCUGAUGAAAAGUGCGGUGGUAAGUGCAGAUGCACCAAGGACGCAGUCAAGCCAUUCUGCGCAAAGGACAGCAACUCGCAGAACAAGCUUACGUUCGAAAAUGAAUGCAAAUUGAAAUGCUGGAACUGCCAACGCGGAACAGCAUUCACUUUCCUUCACGACGGAACUUGUCAUUGAAACAACUCGAUGACGCAGAUCAGCGUGGAAAUGAAAUGUGUUUCUGUGCUUUGCAAUAAACAAAAAACCGUUUGAAAUCUC